Truncatella angustata is the source of this 426-nucleotide messenger RNA. Its product is annotated as mitosis protein DIM1-domain-containing protein. The transcript is spliced from 2 exons. Gene Ontology annotation, biological process: mRNA splicing, via spliceosome. NCBI's taxonomy places the organism in Eukaryota, Fungi, Ascomycota, Sordariomycetes, Amphisphaeriales, Sporocadaceae. Gene Ontology annotation, cellular component: U4/U6 x U5 tri-snRNP complex; U5 snRNP; spliceosomal complex. The annotation marks the transcript as partial. The record is from RefSeq and is a predicted model, not a curated record.
UCCGUUUUCCUUCCUCACUUGACCACUGGUUGGCAUGUUGACCAAGCAAUCCUCGGCGAGGAGGAUCGCCUGGUUUGCAUUCGUUUUGGGAGAGACAGCGACCCUACAUGUAUGGCGCAGGAUGAAGUUCUCUACAAGAUUGCCGACAGGGUCAAGAACUUCUGCGUCAUCUACCUGUGCGACUUGGACCAGGUCCCCGACUUCAACCAGAUGUACGAGCUCUACGACCCCUGUACCAUCAUGUGGUUCUUCCGCAACAAACACAUGAUGAUCGAUCUGGGAACCGGUAACAACAACAAGCUCAACUUUGUCCUCGAGGACAAGCAGGAGCUCAUCGACAUCUGCGAGACCAUCUACAAAGGCGCCAAGAAGGGACGUGGUUUGGUUGUCAGCCCCAAGGACUACUCGACUCGUUACAGAUACUAG